Messenger RNA from Glycine soja, 1921 nucleotides. Its product is annotated as digalactosyldiacylglycerol synthase 2, chloroplastic. Gene Ontology annotation, cellular component: chloroplast outer membrane. The coding region runs from base 309 to 1700 and encodes 463 amino acids. The transcript is spliced from 5 exons. Lineage: Eukaryota; Viridiplantae; Streptophyta; Magnoliopsida; Fabales; Fabaceae. Gene Ontology annotation, biological process: galactolipid biosynthetic process. The record is from RefSeq and is a predicted model, not a curated record. Gene Ontology annotation, molecular function: digalactosyldiacylglycerol synthase activity.
GGCUGUGAUUUUUCGUUCACCACCACGACACUGUUUACUCAGAAUAGAGAUUAUAUUCUAUUUCUCUCUCCUUAAUUCCCUUCGUUUCUCUCUCUUCGCCAUUCAUUUUCCUCCAACUUGUUGGUCUCUCUGUCUCUCUCUCUCUAGGAUCCCUUCCUUACCAUUCUUUACUUCUCCCCUUUUACUUGACCCCUUCAAGUUGAAGUGAUCAUUUAGUUAUCCUCUAAAGCAGUAUUUUGCUGGUGAUUUUCAUCUGCAAUGGAGUUCUGAAUCUAUGAUGAUGAGAUUUCUCAUUUGAACCCCCAGAGAUGGACAAGAAAGAGCAUAUUGCAAUUUUUACUACUGCUAGCCUUCCAUGGUUGACAGGAACCGCUGUGAACCCUUUGUUUCGUGCCGCGUAUCUCGCCAAAAGUGGGGAAAGAGAUGUCACUUUGGUGAUCCCUUGGUUAUCUCUGAAAGAUCAAAGACUAGUAUAUCCCAACAACAUUACAUUUGCUUCACCCUCAGAGCAUGAGAAGUAUAUCUGCCAGUGGCUAGAGGAGAGAGUUGGAUUUACAUCUGGUUUCAGCAUACAGUUUUAUCCAGGAAAGUUUUCUAGAGAUAAAAGGAGCAUUCUUGCUGUUGGGGAUAUUUCAGAGAUUAUCCCUGACAAAGUUGCAGAUAUUGCUGUUCUAGAGGAGCCCGAGCACUUGACGUGGUAUCACCAUGGGAAAAGAUGGAAGACUAAAUUCAGACUAGUUAUAGGGAUAAUUCAUACGAAUUAUUUGGAGUAUGUGAAGAGAGAGAAGAAUGGAGUCAUGCAAGCAUUUUUGCUGAAAUAUUUAAACAACUGGGUUGUUAGUAUAUAUUGUCACAAGGUAAUUAGAUUAUCUGCCGCCACCCAGGAUUACACUGGCUCCAUUAUCUGUAAUGUUCAUGGAGUUAAUCCGAAAUUCCUUGAGAUUGGCAAGAAAAAGAGGGAACAACAACAGAAGGGAGAACAUGCCUUUACCAAAGGUGCCUACUUUAUUGGGAAGAUGAUAUGGAGCAAAGGCUACAAGGAACUGCUCCAACUUCUUAAAGAUCAUGAAAAGGAAUUAUCUGCUCUUGAGGUUGAUUUAUUUGGCAGUGGAGAGGACUCAGAUGAAGUUCAAAAAGCUGCAGAAAAGUUGGAACUAGCAGUUAGAGUCCACCCAGCUCGUGAUCAUGCUGAUGCUCUAUUUCAUGAUUACAAAUUGUUUCUUAAUCCAAGCACAACAGAUGUGGUCUGCACAACAACUGCAGAAGCUUUAGCAAUGGGCAAAAUUGUUGUUUGUGCCAACCAUCCCUCAAAUGACUUUUUCAAGCAGUUCCCAAACUGUUGGACGUACGAUGACGAUGACGGAUUUGUUAAACUCAUACUCAAGGCACUGGCUGAACAACCUGCCCAGCCUACUGAUGCUCAGAGACAUGACCUAUCUUGGGAGGCCGCCACAAAACGGUUUCUUAAGGCCGCUGACUUAGACAAGCCGUUAGAGAGAAAAUUGUCAAGAACAACUUCAAACUUUCUGGCUGCCUCCUUAAAUUUGCAAGAGAAAGUACAUGAAGCAUCAGCAUAUGUGCAUCAUGUAGCUUCUGGGUUUGAAGUAUCAAGAAGAAUCUUUGGUGCCAUUCCUGAUAGCUUGCAGCCAGAUGAAGAGCUACGCAAGGAGCUUGGGUUGACUGAUGCUUCCACGAAAUAAGGUUAAAGAAAAAUGAUGUUGGAAUGCUGUGAUGUUAAUUAAAAUUUGUAGAGAUUCUAUCUUCUAUACAUAUAUAACUAAUUAGUUACCCUUGCAUUUGAACGGUUGUGCUUGUCUUUACCCAUGUUUACCUUUUAUUGUUGCUAUCUUCAACAUGUACAUCAUAGUGAUUAAAACAAUUCAUUAACUACUACACUAUGCUUAUUGCUACCUCCCGUUAA